This is a messenger RNA of Aspergillus versicolor CBS 583.65, 1334 nucleotides long. Its product is annotated as YggS family pyridoxal phosphate enzyme. The record is from RefSeq and is a predicted model, not a curated record. The transcript has a single exon. Lineage: Eukaryota; Fungi; Ascomycota; Eurotiomycetes; Eurotiales; Aspergillaceae. Gene Ontology annotation, cellular component: intracellular anatomical structure. Gene Ontology annotation, molecular function: pyridoxal phosphate binding. Bases 343 to 1161 code for a protein of 272 amino acids.
GACUCGCUCUGACAGCGGCAAUUGCUCAAAGCUUAAUGAUAUACAUUAACAUACACCGUUGAUGUUCCCUGCCCAUAAUAGACCCAGAGUGCUGCCAUUCUACUCCCAUUGAGCUGUAUAAUAAUUCUGUACCACAAGCCAUAAUUGCAGCCAUAGAAAUACUAGUCCAAUCUGCUACUCCAACGGAACGGAACAGUCUCGGCUUUCCCACCGCCAAUUUCUCCAAUCUCCCCUCCGCACCCCUCACCUAUACAAUUUUACAAGCAUAGCGCAGACGAGUUCCUCCUCCCCACAGCGCCUGCCUCUCUUCGCCCGAAACGGACCCCAGAGUGUAUAGAGGCUAUGUCGUCACCGGAAACAACAAUAAUGGCCCCAUCUCCCGCCAGAACGGCUACGCUCGUCUCAAACCUUGCCUCCGUAACAUCCCGUGUCCGAACAGCCUCCGCUAAACUCUCCCCCGCAAAAGAAUCCCCCGUGCGCCUCGUUGCGGUCUCGAAGCUUAAGCCGGCCUCUGAUAUUCUCGCGCUGCACAAUCAACCCACAGACCAUUCCCAUUUCGGCGAAAAUUACCUCCAAGAGCUACAAGAGAAAGCACGACUCCUGCCUCCUACGAUAAAAUGGCACUUUAUUGGUGGACUGCAGUCUAAUAAGUGUGUUACUCUGGCGAGAGAUACGCGAGCGCUCUGGGCUGUUGAAAGCGUGGACAGUGAGAAGAAAGCGGGCCUGUUGGAUAGAGGGUGGGGGGAGAGGAAACCGGAUUUAGGUGGGGAGGAGAAGCUGAGGGUGUUUGUGCAGGUUAACACCUCUGGUGAAGAGAAUAAGAGCGGUGUUGAGCCUGAGGACGGGGUGAUUGGGUUGUGUCGGUACAUUAGGGAGAAAUGUCCGCGGCUGAGGCUACAGGGGCUGAUGACCAUUGGGGCGAUUGCGAGAUCCAAGGCGACAACAGCAGAGAAUGAGAAUGAAGAUUUUGUCUCUUUGAAAGAGGCACGGAAUUGCGUGGUUAGGGCUCUCGGCUUAAAGGGGGAUGAGGCGCAACUGGAGUUGAGUAUGGGGAUGAGUGAAGACUUUGAAGGGGCGAUCGUGCUGGGGAGUGACGAAGUGCGUGUCGGGACAACGAUCUUUGGGGACAGACCACCUAAGGAUCAGGCUAAGGUUGUUUGAUAGGUGAAUCAACCAAUUGUAUUGCUACACAGACAAGCUUGCAUUCCGUGGCAUGCUCAAAACAUUAUGUCCUCUAAUUAAUAUCAAUAAAUACAACAUCAAAACUACCCAAAUGCAGCUGCACAGGACAGUAAGGCUGAAAAAGGCAUAGGGGCCAGUUCUAGUAGCCUAUA